AGGUAACGUGGCUUUGCGUGCUGAGACUGAACAAAGAGGCCCGAGUAGUUGGCUGAUUAAGCAGCACAGUUCCCUUAACCCACUUGAUCUAACUCCAGUUUGGGAACACAAAUAGAAGCACAGUAUGGCGUAUCUCUAUUACUUGGAUUCCUCUCUCUCUUUCACUCUUUCUUUCUCUCUCUUUAUUUCAUCCCCUACAGAAGAAAAAAAAAAAACCUACUUAAUACCAAACUUAGCCCAUGCACUUUGUCUUCUUCACCUCCAACACCCACCUCCCUUCCCCCCGUCUCUCUCUCUCUAUAUAUCUCAUUCUCAGAUUUUCUCUUCUUGGCUCACCCUAUAAAUACCUCUCUUACUUCUCUGUCUUUAACUACUUGUCUAUCUUUCUCAAGAGUUGCAUGCCCUUGAAUACUCUUACACCUCACUCAUAAGCUUGCUUUUCUUUGCUUUCUUUAUUUUUGCUCUGACGAGUUACUUAGUACUUCCCCGUUUGUCUUUCCAUAACUUGGCUGGCUAGUUAAUUUGUGAUACUCGUUUCUUUCUCAAGUUAUAUAGUAGCAACAGUGCAGCAUUUAGCUAACACAAUGUCGAGCAGAAGAUCUCGUUCCAGGCAGUCAGGUGUUUCUAGGAUUUCUGAUGAUCAAAUCAUCGAUCUUGUUUCCAAGUUGCAACAACUUAUUCCUGAGAUUCGGAAUAGGCGCUCCGACAAGGUGUCUGCAUCAAAGGUGCUUCAAGAAACUUGCAACUAUAUAAAAAGCUUACAUAGAGAAGUGGAUGAUCUUAGCGACCGUUUGUCGGAGCUUUUGGCUUCAACUGACAGCGAUAGUGCUCAAGCAGCCAUAAUUAGGAGUUUAUUCAUGGAGUAGAGGACGAGAACGAUAUGAUAUCAUACUUCUAAUUUUAUCAUACUGGCAUUGUAUUAUUUCUUCGAUAUAUAUAUAAAAUAUAUAUGUAAUAUGUAUGCACUUCUAGGGUUUUGGUCAUUAGGCCAGGACAAAGGGUUAACAUGGUCCUGCUAGUAUUAGCUAGCUAUCUCCAUUUUCAUGAAAACCCCUUCUUUAGUAACUCUUGUAGUAAUUAUUAGCCCAUAUAAUAAGUGAACCUGUACGUGUAUUUCUCAUGCUACUAAUAGAAAGCUACGUUUAGUUUCUGUCUGCGUUAUCUUAUUCAGAGUAUCAAAAAAUUUCAAGAUUAA
This is a messenger RNA of Ricinus communis (castor bean), 1195 nucleotides long. RefSeq names its product transcription factor PRE6. Gene Ontology annotation, biological process: regulation of growth; regulation of DNA-templated transcription. Gene Ontology annotation, molecular function: protein dimerization activity. Bases 585 to 866 code for a protein of 93 amino acids. The transcript is spliced from 2 exons. NCBI's taxonomy places the organism in Eukaryota, Viridiplantae, Streptophyta, Magnoliopsida, Malpighiales, Euphorbiaceae. The record is from RefSeq and is a predicted model, not a curated record.